GUAAAUUGAAAAUAAGAUAACAGUCGUUAGUGACGCAAACCUUGCUUCUUCGAAGGACCCCGUUUCCCAACUUGCCGAAUGAUUGCUAGUCUGUAAAUUUGUGCACAUAGUGCGCGGCAGAUUGCGCUUAGGCAAAUGUCGAACAUAACUGCAAGGCAGACGCUGACCCGCGAUGUCCAAAGCGUCGACGCGCUCGUUCGGCAAGCAUGCAAGGCGGAGGCGAAUGCGACAUUACUGCUAGGCACUGGGCUGCUAAAUCUGACGGCCGUCGACGACAAGGACACGGUGGUUGGGUACCUAAGCCUGGAUGACGUGUCAUGCACGCGGCUGGGGUCAGGCGGGCCGGGCGCGGAUACCUGGGUACAACAGGCGGCGGCCUCCCGCUUCAAACUGGGCAGCACAGCCUUCGUGCGUGUGUGCGCCACCGCGCACCUGUCGGAGAUUGAGGCGUCGGCGGCGCUGCUGCGGACCGCCUUCCUGCACAUGCCCUCGCUGCAGACGCUGCUCAUGGUGGCGGGCGGCGAGCUGUCGUUCACAGAGCCAGGCUUGGCGGCGGUGUUCAGCCGCGUGGGCGCGCACAAGGAGAGCGGCGCGGUGCUAUACGAGGCGGGCCGCGACGCGGUGGUGCCGCCGCUGGCCAUCCGGCCCGCCCGCGUGGAGGACCACGACGACAUGCUGCCCAUCCUGCAGCGCUGCGAGGUGGCCUUCCCGGCGCUGGCCAAGCUACCGGAGGCCAGCCGCCCGCACGAGCCGUUUGCGCUGACGCGCGUGGUGGCGGGGCAGGACGAGCGCAACCGGGUGCUGGUGGCUGAGGCGGAGGGGCGGCUGGUGGGCUUCAUCGUCAUGACCAGCGACGUGGACACGGGCAGCCUGGCGGAGACGUUCGACCUGCACGCGUACGACAACUUCUUGCCGCCCGAGGUGUACGAGCAGCAGUACGAGGCGGCGCGCGACAGCGUGCGCGGCCAGAAGCUGGCGAUGCUACGGCACCAGCGGCAGCAGGAGAAGGAGGCGGAGGGCGAGGGUGCUGGAGAGGCCGGCGGCCAGGGCGGGAAUGGCGGCGUGUCGGCGGGUAUGCAGACGGACCCGGAGCAGGGCGAGGACGGGGAGGGAGCGGCCGAGGGCGAGGGCGAGGGCGCGGGAGAGGGUGCGGGAGAGGGCGGUGCCGCCGCUCCUGGCACUGGCGCCGACAAGGCGGACGACUCGGAGGAGGCGGAGGCGCAGCUGCUGGCGGCGGCGGAGCCGACGGAUGAGGAGACGCGCGCAGAGAUGCUGGCCAUGUUUGCCGGCCAGGCCCCGCCAGCCGACCCCACGCUGUUCGCCGUCACCAUGCUCUGCAUGGACCCCGCCUUUGAGGCGCAGGCCAUUGAGUUCCUCACGCCCGCCUUCGCCGCCUACACCGACAAGCUGUACUGCGUGGUCACGCUGCCGCACGACAGCCGCGAGCCGGCGCUCAUGGGCACCAUGACACGCGUGGCGCCAAACCCUGGCAGCCUCUUCCCCGAGGUGCUGUUCAUGUUCCACCGCCACGCGCUCAUCCCCGACUUCGCGGUGCGACUGGGCGAGCCCGGCGACCUGGACGCCGUCGCGUCGCUGGUUGCCGGCAUGCCCAACGCCGACGACAUCGUCGCCUCCUUCAGCGGCGCCGCCGCCGCCGGCAGCGCCGCCGUGGCGCUGUGCCAGGGCGAGCUGGUUGGCCUUGUCACCGUCAACCCGGAGGUGGACCUGGAGCUGCUACAGGCCAACUUCGGGCUCUCCAAUCACGUGGACCUCGGCUACCAGCCGCGCGAGCAGCACGGCGAGAUCGACAUGUACACCAUGAACCCCAUCUUCGUGCACCGGCACCGCACCUUGGUGGCCGCCACCAUGCGGCUGCUGGGCAAGACGGCGCUCUACUACGCGCUGCCGCCGGGGCAGCAGCCGCCCGACAUGCUGGAGGUGCUGGAGCAGGUGGCGCCGCGGCACCGCACCGCCAGCGACAAGCAGCUGCAGGCGGAGUUCGCGCUGUACGUGUUCACGCGGCAGGCGGCCUUCAAGAGGCGGCGGUCGGUCAACUCGCAGAUCGUGGUGGUAGGUGCCAGCGAGUGCGGCCUGGCGGUGGUGGAGCGGCUGCUGCUGGACCCCGAGCUGCAGUUCAACUACCUCACACUGCUGGCGCCAGGCGGCAUCAAGGUGGGCGGCAUGGCCUGCCAGUUCACCGCCGGCGUCAUCGCGCGCCUGGGCCUGGAGGCGCGCGUGAUGCUGCUGGACGCCGAGGUCAUUGGCCUGGAUCGCGGAUCCAAGCUGCUGGAUCUCAGCGACGGCAGCCAGAUCUUCUACAACCAGCUGGUCCUAGCGGCGGGGCUGCAGGACCAGAGCCGCUACCGCUUUGCAGAGGCGGAUCCCGAGGUUGCGGGGCUGCUGGUGACAGAACUGGAGCUGGCGGCGGACUUCAGCAUGAACGAUGCCAUGGUGAUGAACAGCAUACUGGUGUAUGGGAAUGCGAUGGGCGCGUACCAUUCGCUGGCGGUGUUGGAGGCCAAGGGCGCGGGCGAGAAGACGCGGUUCGUGGCGCCGCCGGGGCAGCAGCCGCCCCUGGUGGGCGUGUUGCACGCGCUGGCGGGCGAGGCGGGCGUGGCGCUGCCCAGCCCCGAGCCGCGCGACCUGGCGGGGCUGUCGGUUGUGCAGCCGGUGGGGCCGGAGCUGCACGCCAGCGCCACGCUGAUAGACCCGGCUGACCCCGGGCCGCGGGAGGAGCUGCCCGUGGACCUGGUGGUGGGCUGCGAGCCGCCCUCCGUGUCGCGCUCGCUCUUCACCUGCCUCAACGACGCCUCGCUGGUCUUCGACGGCCGCCUGGUCGUGGACGGCGCCUUCCGCACCAACGACCCAGCCAUAUACGCCGGCGGCUCCCUCGCCAAGCUAUCGCGGCGCUACGGCGGCACCCACCUGGAGCACUACAACAGUCGCGACGUCGGCUCCCGCCUCGCUUCCAGUCUUGUCUCCUUCUUCAACGCCGGACCAGACGAGCCGCAGCCCGCCGCGACGGCGGCGGCUCCGCCGCCGGCGCUGCACCGCGCGCGCGCGGUGGGCUGCUCGCUGCCCGGCGGGAACUACUUUGUUUACGCGGGCUGCCCCGCGGCGCUGCAGCGGCCCUCCACGGCGGCGCCGGAGGGCGGCUACGAGAUGAAGACGGCGUCGGAGCGCGGGCUCACGCGCAUCACGCUGGACGGCGAGGGGCGUGUGCACAGCCUGAUGUAUCUGGGGCGGGUGGCGGUGAACGCGCCGCGGCUGGGGUCGCUGGUAGGGCUGCAUGCCAACUACCUGAACAGCCUGGCGCCCAAGUACCAGGCCGGAGACAUCAAGUGCCUGCUGUCCUUCAUCACAGAGCCCUGGAGCGAGUUGCUGUACAACGAGUCCUUCCCGGAGUUGCGUGAGACGCUGCUGGAGGUGGCGCUGGCGGAGCUGUCGGCUGGCGGGCGCGAGGUGGACGGCGGCAUGGUGGAGUGGGUGACGCACGCGCAGGACGCGGUGCUGGAGUUUGCGCGCGCACACGCGGCAGAGCUGCCUGGGUACACCAUGCCCUCUGCGGCUCGGACGUAGUUGUGGUGAAGUGGUGGUGCCAGUUUGCAGUGCGGCAGUGUGUCGGGCAUGGUGCGGGGACCGUCGGUUGCUUGGAGGGAAGUCUCAAGGCAGCUGGCAAGCAACUUGUUCGAGUGGGUUUGGUGCAGGGUGUUGGGAACUUAAGGCAGGUUACAAUUGGUACGUGGGUCAGGUGGUGACAUGGCACUGCAGAAGUGCCCCGUCUGGCUGGGCUUGGGGAUCGCAAACGCCAGUCAUGGACUGACUAUGAAGUGUAAGGCAUGCUACCCAUUUUGAUAAUGCGGUUGUCGACGCACCCGGCGCAGUGCGCUGCCGCUCGACCGCUGGAGGGGUCGCCGCAGCACCGUGCCUGCAGCACCACGCCGCGCCGCGCAUCAGGCACGCCGGGCGCAGUUGGGAGUUGAGGCAGGGCUCGUAUCUUGAUCUUUCUGGAAGAAAAUGGCCCCCAAUCCGACCCUCUGAGAGACACCGGGCCAGUGCUCGUAUCUUCCAUCUACGUUGUAGAAAUUUGCCCCA
Molecule: messenger RNA, 4095 nt
Organism: Chlamydomonas reinhardtii
Lineage: Eukaryota; Viridiplantae; Chlorophyta; Chlorophyceae; Chlamydomonadales; Chlamydomonadaceae
Exons: 7
Coding region: 136-3579 (1147 amino acids)
Source: RefSeq, a predicted model, not a curated record